This is a messenger RNA of Bipolaris zeicola 26-R-13, 240 nucleotides long. RefSeq lists its product as uncharacterized. Lineage: Eukaryota; Fungi; Ascomycota; Dothideomycetes; Pleosporales; Pleosporaceae. The transcript has a single exon. The annotation marks the transcript as partial. The record is from RefSeq and is a predicted model, not a curated record.
AGGGCGUUGGGGGUAGUCGAUGCGAGGUUGAUGGCUUCGGGGAGAAGAAAGCCAAGGCAGGGUCCAAUACUAUGGUGUAGGAGUGUGUGGUCGAAUCAGACUGCGUUGCGAGGUUGGCGUACCGAGGCUGUGCCUGAUGCUGCAUUCGUUCUUGAUUCUUCCUUUUUGUUGUUGUCGUUGACGUUGAGACGGUGUAAGGAUUGGAAAAGAAAGAAAGAAUCGGAUGCGUGGUACAGAUAA